This is a messenger RNA of Acomys russatus (golden spiny mouse), 2674 nucleotides long. RefSeq names its product fibroblast growth factor 12 (gene Fgf12). Gene Ontology annotation, biological process: cell differentiation; fibroblast growth factor receptor signaling pathway; positive regulation of gene expression. Gene Ontology annotation, cellular component: cytoplasm. The transcript has 5 exons. Gene Ontology annotation, molecular function: fibroblast growth factor receptor binding; growth factor activity. NCBI's taxonomy places the organism in Eukaryota, Metazoa, Chordata, Mammalia, Rodentia, Muridae. The record is from RefSeq and is a predicted model, not a curated record. Bases 1913 to 2644 code for a protein of 243 amino acids.
AGGGAGUGGGACUAAGCGCGGCGCUUUCUAGCGCUCAGCUAGCCCAACCCCCAACUCAGUCGCACCAGGAAGCUUUCCUGUUCCCAAGGAGCCAGAGUAACUCUGCUGCUGCUUGCUCUGUGUCCCACCUGCCGUCUCGGAGGCUGUCACCUCUGCCCCGAGUUUCCUGCGGAGCUGGCGCUUAGGCAGAGAUAGCCCGUGGCGGCGCCUAGGAGCUUUUGCCCAAUGAAUGGGACUCCGCCCUGAGCGCCCCCUCCCGGUCCAGGGGAGGCGGCGGGGGGCGCCCGGCGAUCCCGCGGCUCCUAGCCGCCACCGACAGAGCAAGUUGGGCGAGUUGGUGGCUGCCAGCACCAGCCUCUAGUCCCUAGCCCCUGAGUCUGUGCCCGGCUCGGGGAGCCCAGGUGGCACGCGCGGCUGCCACCCGCCGUCGCCUGGGGCGGCCUAGGGACCCUGCCUGCGCCCGGGCGCCAGACCAUGGUGGGCAGCUGCGACCCAGAGCCGCAGCCGCCUCGAGCCGACGUCGCCCUCUACCAGCCCCCGCCCCACCCGAGCGGACGCGUGGGGGCUCGCAGCGCGCGGUCACUUCCUUCCACGGCCGGGAUGGGCGCCGCGGGACCGAGAGAGCGGCCCAGCGUUGGCCGGGUAACCCCUAUCUGAGCUGCGGCCGGGAGCUACCGACCGCCGGGGCGCGUGAGCCUGGGGUCCUGGAGGCGCGGCGAUGACCUGAUCCCGAGCCCGCCAGGGCGCCUGUCCCUCGCUGCCGGGCUCGCUCGGAGCCUGUGCGGAGACCGGCUCGGUGCGGCGGCCCGGGCGCACGGUGGCAGCGAGCUCCGGUGAAAGGCGUGUGGACGCCGAGCUGAGGAGGACACCUUCGGCAGCUCUGCUUUUGGAGGGGCUUCUGUAAACUACUGAGUCAUUCCAGAUUUAGGAUUUCCUAAAUAAUCACCAACUGUGCCCGUCUCGAACCGGAACGCAGGCAGAGAGAGCGAAAGCGCCCGCUCUAGGGACCCCGCGGAUCCCCGGGGUGCUUGGCCCUCGAGGAUCUCCCUCCCUCCCACUGUCCCUCCCCCUCCCUCGUCUCCCGCUCUCUUUGCAGUGCUGCUGGAGAAGAGGCGCGCUCACCGCCGCGGGAAACAGCUGCCCCCGCCCUGCGCCCCUACCCCGAGUCUGGCUAACCGCUCCCACUUCUCGUCCCUUGGAAUUCCAGAAGUGGGGAGGCCGGCCCCCGGAGAACCGCAGCCGGUGCGAUGCAUUCCAUAGACCUCACCCAGCUGGGACGGACCUCCUAAUCUUCAGAACCGCGGGCUACAGGGAGUUAAAUUGCUGCCUUCCUCUCCUCUGUCGCGGUUGGUGGUUCGUUUUCUAAAGGAACGUUUUAUUCACUUUUUAGUAUUUUUUUUUUAAGCCAGGGGCACGCAUCUCGCCUCGGUUCAGACUCUUUGCCUUGUAAACGGGUUUUCAAUGUAUAUAUGUGUAGGUAUACUUUGGACACCUUACAACGCUUGCUCUGGGGCAAGGCUUGUUUUUUUGGACAUCUUUUCCCCCUUUCCACUUGGUACCCUGAACGCAGUGUGACCAAACUCCCCACUGCCCUUUGGACGUGGAUCGCCUUGGGUGCAAGUUUGGGGUACAAACGCCUACUUCGCAAGAAGGCCUGGGACCGCCCCGCCCCCGCCGCCAGUGGUUGGGGAAGUUUACAUCUGGAUUUUCACACGUUUUGUUGCCACUGCCCAGACACUGACUAACCUUGUGGGCUCCAGGUUUUUCGAUACUGCAGCCUCCUCAAAUAUUACCACUGCCUCCCCGCGCCUACCCUAUUCCUCCAGGCCCCAGAGGUCCUGCCCUCAUCCCGGCGGAGCACGAACCCGAGGGCGCAGUGGAGCCGGGGGCCUCAGGCCCGCGCUAAGCAGCUAUGGCUGCAGCGAUAGCCAGCUCCUUGAUUCGGCAGAAGCGGCAGGCGAGGGAGUCCAACAGCGACCGGGUGUCGGCCUCCAAGCGCCGCUCCAGCCCUAGCAAAGACGGGCGCUCCUUGUGCGAGAGGCACGUCCUCGGGGUAUUCAGCAAAGUGCGCUUCUGCAGCGGCCGCAAGAGGCCUGUGAGGCGGAGACCAGAACCCCAGCUGAAAGGGAUUGUGACAAGGUUAUUCAGCCAGCAGGGAUAUUUCCUGCAGAUGCAUCCAGAUGGUGCCAUUGAUGGGACCAAGGACGAAAACAGCGACUACACUCUCUUCAAUCUAAUUCCUGUGGGACUACGUGUGGUGGCCAUCCAAGGGGUGAAAGCCAGCCUCUACGUGGCCAUGAAUGGGGAAGGCUAUCUCUACAGUUCAGAUGUUUUUACCCCAGAAUGCAAAUUCAAGGAGUCUGUGUUUGAAAACUACUACGUGAUCUAUUCUUCAACCCUGUAUCGCCAGCAGGAAUCAGGCCGCGCAUGGUUCCUAGGACUCAAUAAGGAAGGUCAAAUCAUGAAGGGGAACAGAGUGAAGAAAACCAAGCCCUCAUCUCAUUUUGUACCAAAACCUAUUGAAGUGUGUAUGUACAGAGAACCGUCACUACAUGAAAUUGGAGAAAAGCAAGGACGUUCGAGGAAAAGUUCGGGAACGCCCACCAUGAAUGGAGGCAAAGUCGUGAAUCAAGAUUCGACAUAGCCCGAGAGAACUCGUCCGCUCUUCCCUCCC